Molecule: messenger RNA, 2952 nt
Organism: Trichobilharzia regenti
Lineage: Eukaryota; Metazoa; Platyhelminthes; Trematoda; Strigeidida; Schistosomatidae
Source: the annotation of a GenBank genome assembly
AUGUCGUUUUCCAGAACAAAUGUUCACAGUGAGGGCGAAAAAAGCCCGAUCGUGUGCUCUAAAGAUAAUAAUACAACUACUCUGAUAUAUGGAUUACCUUCACAGUUCACAUCUGAGAUACUGUAUGACGGACCUAGGAGAUGUAUAGUCGGGACUUCUCGCAAUAAUUCUCCUGAGCAGAAGUGCAAAACUUCAGGCAGUUCUUUUAGCGCUUUUGGAGGAUCGGAGGACAGCAAUCUAAAUGUGGUAUUAGACGUUAAUGACGGUACUGUCGAGAGGAGAGACGUUACUGAUUCUCAAAACCCCAAACUGAAGGGAUCUUUUGAUCCGAUAUCCUACUUGCCAGAUAGUGAAUUAUCAGACGUCCCAUUGAAUUCCAAUGACGACUGUAAAAAAGCAUUUGAUGUUUCAGAUAUUUCCAAGCAGUUGGUACUUUUGUCACCGUUUUCUGGUAAAAAGUUUGCUACUCUUCACUGUGAGAAUCUCAAUGGACCGAAAACACUGUUAAGCGUGUUCACAGAGAAGGCCAAUGAUGUCAUUCCAUCUGUAAUAAGUCAAGUUACGCAUCCUAGGUGUACAUCUGUCGCAAUGCCUUCAGUAGAGGAUGGUCUUUCAAGUGGGAGUGAUUCACUUAGUCCUAAUCAUGCUUCAAGACCCCGCAUUAGAGAGGCUCCAUUCGACAUUCGUCCAUUUUCAGGGAGUCCUGAUUCAGUCACAGAUAUUUACUGUGGAAACUGUGCUGGUAAUUCCUGUUCAGAUAGUCCUACAGGUGGGGCACUGCUUAAUCCGUUCCUAGUCCAGGAUAUCUCCAAUGAAAUUCGGGAUAUAAAGCGAACUUUAAGUACUGCAGAACAUACCAGGGAGGACGUUCAAUCCUAUGGAAGUUCCAUCAGUAAGGAAAAACUAGAUAAAAAGACAGGUAGAAUAAUUGACCAGCAUGGCGAAAUAAAUGAAAAAUCUUCAAAUUCUGAAGUAUCAACUGUCGAAGCACCUAGUACUUUCAGCCGUGCAUGGAAUAAGAUUAACGAAAACAAAGGGAAACAGAUUGUCCAAGCUGUUGUUGAGUGUACAAAUGAAGACAUUCCCGAACAAGUAACUCAUGACAAAGUCGAUGUCGUAAGUAAUAUUUUAGGAUCACCUGCUAGCAAAUGUGACUCGUGUUCUCAACAACAAGUUCAUCAGUGGACAUUUCCUGUGCAAGUACAUACCGUGCAUAGUUCAAGUGAAGAUGAAAGUCAUCAUAAAAAUGCAAAAUCUGUUCCUAUUAAAUCCCACUUAAAAUCUCAUAAUUGUUCAGGGAGAGAACAAAGUGUAUUUUCACCAUCAUCUUCCUUUAACAGUCCACAGCGAGGACAAUACCAGCUGUCAACAAAACCAAAUGAUUCGCAUGAAUCAUCAAUGAAGUCGUAUUCAAGAAAUUCUGAUCAUGCUAACAAUAUUGCUACUAAUGUCUGUAAAUUAUCUCAACAUCAUUCUGACCGUCGAGAUGGCGAUUUCGACAGUGAUGAGGAUACUGCUCAACUUUUAAAUAAACAGUAUCAAGCUGAUAAAGAAGUAUACAUUCCAGAGCUGAAAGAUAAAUCUUCUAUACAGGCUGAAUGUCAACGUCGAGUUCGUGAAGUUUCUGUUCGACAUCCUGAGCAUCCAGACGUCCUUAUACACGGUUUGUUAUUUCGGGCUCAAUAUAUGGGAAGUACUCAGAUUAUGUGCAAUAAACACUCUACACGAAUGUCCCGUAUGAUUCAAGCUCAAGAGGUUGUUAACCGUAUUAAGGCCCCAGAUGAAGAAUCUCAGCCGAGUGUAACAGUUGAAUUGUUUGUUUCUACUGAACGCAUUAUGAUAUUAAAUGCUAAUCUUGAAGAUAUUUUAAUCGAUCACAAUUUACGUACAGUUUCUUAUAUUGCAGACAUUGGUGAAUUAUUUGUCCUUAUGUCACGUCGACCAGAGCUAACACCAUCCGAUAUCUCUGAAAGUCCCAGUGAUAAUGAUAAUAGUAAUAAAGCAGUUGACGAUGUCCAAGAUGUCAAUUAUGCCAGUGUUAAUGGAGGCAAUAUCAAUAAUAAUAACAAUAACACCUGUGAUAGUUCUACUCCUUCUCAGCGUUCACUUACUUCAGUGGAUUCAAAUAUUUCAGAGCUGAUAAAUUCAGCUACGGCAAGAUCAACGUUAGAUAAGUUGAAAAAGCAUACCAAGAUGAUUUGUCAUGUACUUGAAUCAUCAGACGCUCAGUUAAUUGCGCAAACAGUUGGACAUGCAUUUCAACUUGCUUAUCUAGAUUUUCUUAAAGAAAAUGGAGUUGAAGAUGUAGGUAUUAUAAAGCAGUUAGAUUAUGAUAAUGUCUUAAAACAACAAGAAAUAUUUUGUGAUGAACUUUCAUUAUUUUGUAAUAAAGAUAAUCAUAAAGAGGUAACUAUACCUAAACAAAAAGGUGAAGCAUUAGGCGUUGUUAUUGUUGAAUCAGGUUGGGGUAGUUUACUGCCAACGGCUUUAUUAGCAAAUAUGCAUCCAACUGGUCCAGCCGCCCGAUGUGGUCAACUUAAUAUUGGCAAUCAAAUUGUAGCCAUAAAUGGACAAAGUUUGGUCGGACUACCACUUUUAACAUGUCAACAAAUAAUUAAGAAUUGUCGAAGUUGUACAACUGUCAAAUUAAUGGUUAUCAAUUGCCCACCUGUUGUUGAAGUACUUAUUCGACGUCCAAGUUUAAAUUUCCAACUCGGAUUUAGCGUUCAAGAUGGUGUGAUUUGCAGUCUUCUACGUGGUGGUAUUGCGGAACGAGGUGGAAUACGUGUAGAUCAUAGAAUUAUUGAAAUUAACGGUGAAAGCGUAGUCGCGGUAUCUCAUGAAAGGAUUGUACAACUUCUAGCUACUUCAGUCGGAGAAAUACACAUCAGAACGAUGCCUACCUCAGUAUUCCGUUUGUUGACAGGACAAAUUAUUCCUCGCUAUAUAUAA